ACAAGGGCUUCUGGGAGCCCUGUGGCAAAUCCUAGGGCCCCGCGCGAGGGGACGAGGCGCGAGCCCCGCGCCCGCCGGCAUGGAGACGCAGCUGGGCGCCUACAACGGCAGCCCCGCGGGCCUCGACCUGCCCGCGCGCUGGCCAACGGCUCGGGCGUGCUCUGGGAGCAGCAGCAGUAUGCCAUCGGGCUCUUCCUCUCCUGCCUCUACACGGUCUUCCUCUUCCCCAUCGGCUUCGUGGGGAACAUCCUGAUCCUGGUGGUCAACAUCCGCUUCCGGGAGCGGAUGACCGUCCCCGACCUGUAUUUCAUCAACCUGGCGGCGGCCGACCUCAUCCUGGUGGCGGACUCGCUCAUCGAAGUGUUCAACCUGGACGAGCAGUACUACGACCUCACCGUGCUCUGCACCUUCAUGUCGCUCUUCCUGCAGAUCAACAUGUACAGCAGCGUCUUCUUCCUCACCUGGAUGAGCUUCGACCGCUACCUGGCCCUGGCCAAGGCCAUGCGCUGCAGCCUGUUCCGCACCAAGCCCCGCGCACGGCUGAGCUGCGGCCUCAUCUGGAUGGCCUCCGUGUCUGCCACGCUGGUGCCCUUCACCGCCGUGCAGCUGCAGCACACAGAGGAGGCCUGCUUCUGCUUUGCGGACGUCAGGGAGGUCCAGUGGCUGGAGGUCACGCUGGGCUUUGUCGUCCCCUUCGCCGUCAUCGGGCUGUGCUACUCACUCAUCGCGCGGGUGCUGGUCUCGGCGCAGGGGCACCGGGACCUGCGUCCUCGCAGGCAGAAGGCCCUCCGCAUGAUCUUCGCCGUGGUCCUGGUCUUCUUCAUCUGCUGGCUGCCUGAGAACGUCUUCAUCAGCGUCCACCUGCUGCAGCGCCCGCAGCCGGGGGCCGCCCCCUGCCAGCAGUCCUUCCGCCACGCCUACCCGCUGACUGGCCACAUCGUCAACCUGGCGGCCUUCUCCAACAGCUGCCUGAACCCCCUCAUCUAUGGCUUUCUCGGGGAGACCUUCAGGGACAAACUGAGGCUGUACGUCGAGCAGAAAACCAGCGUGUCGGCGCUGAGCCGCGUCUGUCACGCUGCCCUGAAGGCGGUUGUCCCGGACAGCACCGAGCAGUCAGAGGUCAAGUUCAGCAGCACCGUCUAGAGCGGGCAGGGCUGCAGGAUGGCCAGGCGGACACUGCCCCCAAGCGCGCUCCCAGGACCCCAGCCCAGCUGCCCCGACUUUGCUCGGCUCCCAGAAGAGCCCCACCUGCCCUGGUCACACUGCGGGGUCACCAGCCUGCACGCCGCACACGCCCAUCCCGUGGAAGAGAUUUCUGCCGCCUGCCGGGCAACAAGAAGAGAGGAGGGGGCACCAAGGUGAAAUGUCAUAGUUUCAAGGUAGAUUUCCCAUAAAUCUGCCAUUUCAGGGAAAAAGCAGCCUGGAGACGAGACACGCUCCACUGCUCUGAGCUGGAUCCGGCCACACGCAGACCUGAUCCGAGGAGGAGGACACCUUCGUUGACGAUGUCUCUGCCCCACUUACAAGUGGGGGCCCCGCCGAACAUGGACAAAGCACACGGGCGGGGGGCGGGGGGGCGAGGAGUCGCCUCUACAGACACAGCAGGACAGCGGUGACCAAUGGGAAAUGCCCCGUCACAGCGUAAAAAGGAGGGAACAGUGAGGACUCUGGGAACAUUCAGCCUCUAUCAAUAAAAUGGAGUCGUGUG
Molecule: messenger RNA, 1708 nt
Organism: Vicugna pacos (alpaca)
Lineage: Eukaryota; Metazoa; Chordata; Mammalia; Artiodactyla; Camelidae
Gene: GPER1
Product: G protein-coupled estrogen receptor 1
Biological process (GO): G protein-coupled receptor signaling pathway; nuclear receptor-mediated steroid hormone signaling pathway; cellular response to estradiol stimulus
Cellular component (GO): membrane; Golgi apparatus
Molecular function (GO): G protein-coupled receptor activity; nuclear estrogen receptor activity
Source: RefSeq, a predicted model, not a curated record